AUGACGCCGGAUACCCUCGAACUCCACGGCAAAGUUGCCAUCAUCACUGGCUCGGGAAAAGAGACCGGGAUUGGUGCCCGUAUUGCAACUACACUCGCUCGCAAUGGGGCCCUUGUGGUCAUCAAUCACGUCUCUGAUACUACUGCACCACGAGCAGUCGGUGUAGUCAAGGCAAUUCGUGACAUGGGUGGCAAGGCAAUUGUCGUCCAAGCAGAUGUAUCAACGGCAGAAGGCGCAAAGAGCCUCGUUGACGAGACACGUGCAUCUUUAAACGUCGAUAAUAUCGAUAUUAUUGUCAACAACGCAGCCGGAGGCGCACCCCACGGAGCCCUCCAAGCAACUCGUGAUUCUCUCGACGCCAUCUUCUCCUCCACAGUUUACGCGCCAAUUUUUCUGCUGCAAGCUGCCGUCCCUUAUAUGCCACGUGGAGGUCGUGUGAUCAAUAUCGGAUCAAUUGCAUCGAAGCUGGGCAUGGCGCCCACUGCCAUAUACGGUGCUGCAAAGGCUGCCCAAGAUGCUCUGACAUACUCGUUGGCCAUGGAGCUUGGCCGUGGUCAUGGGAUUACCGUCAACACUGUGUCACCUGGCCCGGUUGGAACGGACGCCUUGCCAAAAGAGGUUGCUGAUAAGAUUCACGGUAUGCUUGUGCCGAUGACGAGAGCGGAGGAGAGAGUUGGGACGACGGAUGAUAUUGCCGAUGCGGUGCUACUUCUUGUUUCCGAGAAGAGCAGGUGGAUUACGGGGCAGAUCAUCUCUGUCAGUGGUGGUAUCACCGGUGGUUGA
Molecule: messenger RNA, 783 nt
Organism: Penicillium manginii
Lineage: Eukaryota; Fungi; Ascomycota; Eurotiomycetes; Eurotiales; Aspergillaceae
Product: SDR family NAD(P)-dependent oxidoreductase
Exons: 2
Coding region: 1-783 (260 amino acids)
Source: RefSeq, a predicted model, not a curated record